This is a messenger RNA of Electrophorus electricus (electric eel), 1404 nucleotides long. It is a transcript of the gene ube2e3, whose product is annotated as ubiquitin-conjugating enzyme E2E 3 (UBC4/5 homolog, yeast). The record is from RefSeq and is a predicted model, not a curated record. NCBI's taxonomy places the organism in Eukaryota, Metazoa, Chordata, Actinopteri, Gymnotiformes, Gymnotidae.
CAGCGUUUCCUCUCCUUCCGACUCUCCGAUGUUCACAGCUCGGCCGGAGCCCGUCGUCUUCCCGGCUCCAUUUCCACAGGAUUUUUAAUUCUCCUCAGCACCCCAGAUCGGGACAGGACCGCGUCUAAGGUGGGGAAACAUGUCCAGUGAACGGCAGCGGUCAGACGAUGAGAGCCCCAGCACCAGCAGCGGUAGUUCGGAUGCGGAUCAGCGAGACACCCCAGUCCCGGAGCCGGAGGAGCCCGAGGGCAGGAAGCAACCCACCCCCCCCCAGCAGCAGAAGAAAACCAGUAAACUGUCCAGCAAAACCACAGCCAAGCUGUCCUCCAGCGCCAAAAGAAUCCAGAAGGAGCUUGCUGAAAUAACGCUGGACCCGCCACCCAACUGCAGCGCGGGCCCAAAAGGCGACAACAUCUACGAGUGGAGGUCCACCAUCCUGGGUCCUCCCGGCUCCGUCUACGAGGGUGGGGUCUUCUUCCUGGACAUCACCUUCUCCUCCGACUACCCCUUCAAACCACCAAAGGUCACGUUCCGUACACGGAUCUACCACUGCAACAUCAACAGUCAGGGAGUGAUCUGUCUGGACAUCCUGAAGGACAACUGGAGCCCCGCCCUCACCAUCUCCAAGGUCCUCUUGUCCAUCUGCUCCCUGCUGACAGACUGCAACCCUGCGGAUCCUCUGGUUGGGAGCAUAGCCACUCAGUACUUGACCAACAGAGCCGAACACGACAGGAUAGCUCGACAGUGGACCAAGAGAUACGCCACAUAGAUGCUAACAGCCCAGCCCUCGCUCCACUCACCCAAUCACCAGGCGAGACCCUGCCCCGCCCCACCCCCAGCCUCCACCCAGUCUCCUGCACGCCCGCUCGGAUCCAGGAGAGACGACUUUACAACGUGCAGCAAAUCUUUAUAACCUUUACGAUACGGACUUGUGUGUAUAUGUCCUGCGGAUUCUACCCUGUUCUGGUACCCAACACGGACUGGGGAGAACAGACCAGAGCCCACCUAGCUGAACGCUCCCGGUGUAGAUUUUUGUAGCUAUAGGUUUAGCUCUGUUCAAUUGCCUAUUACCAGUCUUGUUUCUUGGGGAUAUUAAAAAAAAAUGUAUUUUGUGAUGUAAUAAGGAACCUUCCUAAAGUCAACCAAAUAUUCUGGUAUAUUUUAGCCUCCUCCGUUAUCUGUACGAAGCUGAAAAGAAGGAAAACGUGGAUAAACAUUUAGCUGUAGAAUAUUAGAGGCUCCUGACCCUUUUCCAGUCCUGUGAUACGUGACAUUGUGAAUCUGUUCUACCGUUGUCACUUUGUAAUGAAGAGAAACAGACAAACCCGUCGAACGUUUUGUAGCUCAGCUGAAAUGAGCCGCCAUGUAAUAUCCUCUCAUACACAAUAAAUUUAAAAAAGGGAA